UUCCAUCCACAUAAACUCUCAAUAGAGAGAGAGAGAGAGAGAGAGAGAGAGAGAGAGAGAGAGAGAGAGAGAGAGAGAGAGAGAGAAAUGGGAAUAGUAUCAAACAGCAUCAAAAGAAGCCAGCUCCAGCCAGGAGAUCACAUUUACUGCUACAGAAAAGCACACACAUACUCCCACCACGGAAUUUACAUUGGAGAAGACAGAGUAAUCCAAUUCACAAGAACAAGAGUUAAAGAAAGCAAAACAUCAAAAUUCAUACUAAAAAUUAUUUCAAGAAAAUCCUGUGAAAAGUGUAAGUACAACCCAUGUAGGGACAAAGGAGUUGUGAAGACCUGUGUUGACUGCUUUCUAAAGAAACAUAGGCUCUUUCGAUGUGAAUACAAUGUCUCCAUGAACCAGUUUCUCGUCAAAAAGUCAGGUUCAUGCAGCAUCAGAUCUUCCAACACUCCUGAGAAGGUGAUUCAACGCGCCACCGCAAUGUAUGAUAAAGAAGGAAAAAAGUUUGGAGAAUAUCACCCUAUCGAGAACAACUGUGAGUCCUUUGUUUUCUACUGCACAACUAACUAUCGUAAGAGCAUUCAAGGAAAUUCUUUCAAAGCUCUAGUUGAGACUGUUUAUCAAACGGCCACCAGUGGUGAACAUGAUUCUAUUAGAGCCAUUGGUGAGUCUUUUAUAAGAAAUUUCUUUACGAAUAAAGCCAAAAGAAUCAAUGAUGAAGGGAAGACCGGUGAGACAAGUGAGGAGGAAGAUGAAGUGGAAGAUGAGGAUUGAAUGAACGAUCUGCACCAACAUUGGGCCUUGUCCAAACCUUAGGAUUAUUGCUAUAUAUAUACAUCAAGAAUAAAUAAGUUUUUUGAGGGUGUGAUUUGAAUAAUAUCUUAAAUAUUGUGUAUCUUAAAUAGAGUAUUUCGUGAACUAAAAUGUUACCAUGUUAUUAUUUUUUUUAAUAAAAAACUAUAAUGUUUUGU
Messenger RNA from Humulus lupulus (European hop), 968 nucleotides. RefSeq names its product protein LEAD-SENSITIVE 1-like. The record is from RefSeq and is a predicted model, not a curated record. NCBI's taxonomy places the organism in Eukaryota, Viridiplantae, Streptophyta, Magnoliopsida, Rosales, Cannabaceae. The annotation marks the transcript as partial. The transcript has 2 exons.